CCCUUCCCUAGUCUAAUCACGCUGUAAAAGUCAACUAAAAUUCUGGUCAUUUCUCUGGUUUGUACACUGAUCAAAAUGGUUGUUGCUCAAUAUAAAUAGUGUGAGAUGCAGCAAACCGAUUUCAUCAUUUUAUGAAAACAAAGCAAAGCCAAGCGCAGGGAUCCCAAGAAAAGAGAGAGUCAAGGAGUAAGAAUCUAAAGGCAGAAGCAGAGGAAGAUAGAUAUAUAUAGCUUAUAUAUAUAAAGCUGAAGUCCAGUAGUCUAGUUUUAUUUGCCAUGGCGGAUCAAUUUCAGAUUGGGGGUGGAAACUGGUGGGAUUCAUCAUCAAGAAACAGGUUUGACACGGGAUCUUCGCCAUCAUCAACGGCACUCAAUAGCACAGGAAGCUUUGGAUGGCCAUCAGAAAUAGUGGACACCAAACCAAGAUCCUCCAUAGAUUCAGGCUCGGUAUCUGGCACUUCAAACGUUUUCCAAGAUCCCCAGAAGCUGCAAGGCCCCGAUUCAAGCUUACAAAUGAUCGGUUUAAGCCUUCCUUCUCAAGCAAUGGAUUGGAACCAAGCUUUACUUCGUACUGGGAAAACCGAGAGCAGUUUCAGUUCGGUUCUUCAAGAGGACUUGAAUUCGAGUAGGAAUUAUCAGCAAGAAAGUGGGAUUGGAUCAUCUCAAGAACAUUGGAGACAGAAAAUGUAUUCUGGGAGCCAUGAAGAUUCUUCGGUGAGCGAAUUUAAGCAAAGGGGGGGCUUUUCUUUAGAACAACCACAGCAGUUCAGUUCUCAUAUCAGCUCUAGCGAAAGUAGCGUGACAUGCCAAGCCUUACCCUCUAGUUUUCAGAUAGAUUCAGCUGUGUAUGGAAGCCCUUCAACCAUGUUACAAGGCUUUUUAGGUUCCGAUAAUCAACCAGCGGAACUGUCUGCUUUCGAAAACCAAAACCGGUCCAUGAAUUUUCCUUAUCCUCCAAACUACGCCAUGAACUCUGGCGAACUCUUGCCUAAUUCUUGGUCUAAGUUCCCUCAGUUCAUGAGAAACUCACCUUCAAAACACACCCCACAUAGUCAGCUUCAAUUCUCCAAUAACGCCACGUAUUGGAAUGCAUCUGCAGCUGCCACCAAUGAUGUUAGAUCAAGCUUGUUCCAUCCCUUACAGCCCCAAUUUCCUAUGCAAAGCUUUGAUGAAAAAAUGAAGAAUACAUCAGAAGUGAGGGACUCAGGAAUGGCGGCGAAGAAAAGUAGCAAUGAACCAUCAUCCAAAAGGCCGCGAAGUGAAACACCAUCAACUUUGCCAGCUUUUAAGGUGAGGAAAGAGAAGAUGGGGGACAGAAUUACUGCACUCCAGCAAUUAGUUUCGCCUUUUGGAAAGACUGAUACAGCUUCGGUACUCUCUGAAGCAAUUGAAUACAUCAAGUUCCUCCAUGAACAAGUCAGUGUUUUAAGUACCCCAUACUUGAAAAGUGGAACUCCCAUACAACAACAGCAGAAUUCUGACAAAUCUAAGGACCCUGAAGGACCAAAGCAAGAUCUUAAAAGUAGAGGGUUAUGUUUGGUACCAGUUUCAAGCACAUAUCCGGUCACUCAUGAGACCACAGUCGACUUUUGGACCCCUACAUUUGGAGGAACUUUCAGAUGAAGGAAGCUAAUGAUAAGCCAACCAUAAUCGCGAUCGUAUGGAACUAAUUCUGUAGUAGCUGCAUUCCAACAAGUAUCUUAUCAAAACCCUAGCCAAGUUGGGGACGAUAAGAUUGGGAAAAAAACAGCGGAUCCGUAUAACUGUACUCGAUUGUCCAGAUUGAAAAAGAAAAGGGAAAUGCUGAAAGAGAAAGGAAAGGAAGAUGACCCUUUAAAGCACAGGGCAAUUGUUGGGCCAGCUGCAGGCAAAAUGAUGCAGCUUUAGCCAAUAUUAGGGACCAUCGAAUUCGAACAUAGUGUGGUAAUAAUUGAAGAAUUAUGAUUAUAGGGUUGGUUAGGAAUGAAAAACAGGUGCUAAAAUUUAGAGAGAGUAUAGAUUAGAUUAGAUAACAUUUGUUGUUUGUAGCUGAAUUUAAUUAGCUGAUAAAGGAGCUUUUGUUGUUGUA
Molecule: messenger RNA, 2067 nt
Organism: Cornus florida
Lineage: Eukaryota; Viridiplantae; Streptophyta; Magnoliopsida; Cornales; Cornaceae
Product: transcription factor bHLH123
Exons: 7
Coding region: 276-1622 (448 amino acids)
Biological process (GO): regulation of transcription by RNA polymerase II
Cellular component (GO): nucleus
Molecular function (GO): DNA-binding transcription factor activity, RNA polymerase II-specific; RNA polymerase II cis-regulatory region sequence-specific DNA binding; protein dimerization activity
Source: RefSeq, a predicted model, not a curated record